AUGGCGAAGAAGAAGAAAGACGAGGAGCAGCAGCUGCGCGAUGCGAUGAAGGCCUACGGCGAAGCGAAGGCGGUUGGGAAUAGGGCGGAGGAGGCGCGGUGGGCGAAUUUCAUUGGAAACAUCCAUAAGAAUCGAGGGGAGUACGUGGAGGCGCUGGAUUGGCUGCAGAAGGAUUAUGAGGUUUCAGUGAAGCAUUUGCCGCCCAACCAACUCCUUCCUACUUGUAAUACCCUCGGCGAACUCCACCUCCGCCUCCAACAUUUCCACGAAGCCCUAAAGAUUCAGGAAAAGCACUUAAGGCUGGCAGAGGACACAAAUAACCUCAUUGAGCAACAAAGAGCAAGUACACAACUCGGUCGGACAUACCAUGAAAUGUUUUUGAAGUCUGAGGAUGACCAUUCCUCGAUUAGGAAUGCCAAAAUGUACUUUCAAUUAGCCAUGAAACUUGCUGAAGAUAUCAAGAAGAGUCCAACAGAUAGCAAAUCUUCUAUUGUUAGGGAGUACAUUGAUGCUCAUAAUAACCUUGGAAUGCUUGAAAUCGAUCUUGAUAACUUGGAAGAAGCCAAGAGAAUUCUCAAUAGAGGAUUAACAAUCUGCGAUGAAGAAGAGGUUGAUGAGGAUGAUGAUGCACGUAGUAGGCUGCACCAUAACCUUGGCAAUGUUUAUAUGGACCUUAGGGAAUGGGACAAAGCACGAGAGCACAUAGAAAAGGAUAUCACAAUUUGUAAGAAAAUUGGGCAUUGCCAAGGUGAGGCAAAGGGUUUUAUUAAUCUUGGGGAGUUGCACUACAAAGUCCAAAAAUACAAUGAGGCCAUAAUUUGUUACCAAAAGGCCCUUCAACGGGCAAAGUCAAUGGAAGAUGAGGAUGCUUUAGUGAGUCAAAUUGAACAGAAUAUUAAAACUGUAGAAGCAACAAUUGAAGUAACGGAAGAAUUAAAGCAUGAAUCUCAGAACCUCAAAAGGCUGGAAAGGAAGUUGCAAAGUGCUAGAGGCACAGGAUGUGAGAGGAAGAAUUUACUGCAACAGAUUGUAUCUCUUGGUCAUCUUAUUGAGAAAUCAAGCAUGACACUUGCAUGGAGGAAGCAUCUUAAGUAUGCAAAGAUGAAGAAAAGGAUUUCAAAUGAGGUUUGUGAUAAAGAGCACCUGGCAGAUUCAUUUCUUGCGAUUGGAGAGUCGUACCAGAAGCUUAGGGAGUUCAAGAAAGCUCUUAAAUGGUACACAAAGAGCUGGGAAUCAUACAAGCUAAUUGGCAACUUCGAGGGACAAGCAUUAUCCAAGAUUGAGAUAGGAAACGUUCUCGAUUCUGAUGGUGAUUGGAUGGGGGCCUUAGAGGCUUUUGAAGAAGGUUAUAGGAUUGCUCUUGGAGCUAAAAUUCCUUCUGUUCAGCUGUCUGCUCUUGAAAAUAUUCACUACUGUCACAUGAUCAGAUUUGAUAAUGCUGAAAAGGCUAGGAGUCUGAAAUUGUCAAUUGACAAACUAAGGCAUUCAGGAAGUAAGGGAAUUGAGGCAAAAGAUACGGCAGGCCACUGUUGUUCUGAAACUGAUACUGAGAUUGAUGAUCACUCAGCAAAAAGGUCUGAAGUUAGCAUUUCACCGGAAAGAAGUUCAUCAAAUUUCACUAGGUCAAAGUCUCAUUCAUGUGAGGAGGACUUAAAUGAAGAUGCUCCAUUGAUCUCAUUUCUCCAUCCUGGUAAAAAGGCAGCAAAGUUGAGAACCCGUUGUGAAGCAGCAGUGCAUACUUCUAUCAAGCCUCCUGAAACCUCACCCAGGAGCACAUCGAUGUCUGUUGGCAGCCAGGCAGUUGGUCGUAAACGUACCCGUGCUGUUAUUUCUGAUGAUGAAUAUGAAAACAAUGAGGAAUAUACCUCCAGAAGAACAAUUUAUAGUGGCCACGCAGAAAAAGUUGCUACUUCAGAUGGAUUGGAGAAUACAAAGAAUUCGAAUUGUCCUGCUGCUAAUGAGUUCCCUGAUAUUUCACCGCUUGCCUCAAAAUGUGCCAUGAAUGCUUGUACUCCUGUUAACCUUGAAGAAAGUAGUUGUUCGUACAAAUCCAGAACUUCAAUCUUAGUUGCUCAAGAUGGCAAGGAUUUCAGACAUUCAAGCACAACUGAAUUUGCAAGUGCCACUGGAAAGCUGCCUUUCAAACACAAUGUGCCAAAUAUUUGUUCCUCUCCUGAUGAAAGCUGUCAACAUAUACCAAUCAAAGUUGAUGAUUACUUGGUACAAAUGAAAUUAGACUCAUUCGUGAAUCGAGACAAACUCAGCAUAGAGCAGAUGAAGGCUGAAGUGGCAUGCUUGUACUACCUACAACUACCCUCUGAGAGGAGAGCAAAGGGUUUGGUGCCAGUGGUUCAAGACAUAAAAUAUGAUGGUAGAUCUUUAGAAACUUUGGAAGCUUACAUAUUGAAGAAUUGCGAACUUGGAAAUGGCCAGAUUGAAGUUUCAGUUGGGGUGUGGGUACAAAAGCGAGUAAUGAAGUUAUACAUUGACUGCUGCGAGGAACUAUCAGAACAACCCAAUUUGAAGGUUCUUAAGAAGCUAUACAACUUAGAGGUAUCAGAAGAUGAAAUUGUUGUCUCUGACUGUGAACUGCAAGAUAUAUCUGUCGCACCACUGCUUGAUGCCUUGCAUGCACACAAAACAGUUGCCAUCAUAAACCUUUCUCACAAUCUCUUAGGAAAUGGAACAAUGGAGAGACUCAAGCAAGUAUUUGCAUCAUCAGGACAGAAUUAUGGUGCUUUAGUAUUAGAUUUGCACAGCAACCGACUUGGUCCCACAGCUUUAUUCCAAAUUUGUGAAUGCCCGGUGCUAUACUCACGAUUGGAAGUAUUAAACAUUUCUGGCAACCGCUUGACUGAUGCAUGUGCUUCUUACCUUUCUUGCAUUUUGAAGAACUGCCAAGCUCUUUAUAGUUUGAAUGUCGAACACUGUUCUAUCACGUCUAGAACAGUUCAAAAGAUUGCUGACUCACUGGAUUCUGGAUCUGUAUUAACAAAUCUCUCUUUAGGAUAUAAUAACCCAGUAUCUGGGAAUGCCAUUACGAACCUUAUGCUUAAAAUUGCUGAUUUGAAAAGAUUUCAAGAGCUCAAUUUAUCUGGUAUUAAGUUGAGCAAACCUGUAGUAGGUAGCCUUUGCCAAUCUGCCGUGAACUUAAGAUUGUCAGCUUUGAUGCUUGCAGGCUGCAGUAUUGGAAUGGAUGGGGCAUUACAGUUGACUAAGACACUCUCAAAUGAGACUCAGGAACUGGUGAAGCUGGAUCUAUCAUCUUGUGGAAUAACAUCAGAGUAUUUCAGUAUGCGAAAUACCGGAAUUUGUUUAAUCAAUGGUAUUCUUGAGCUGAAUCUUGGAGGAAAUCCUAUCAUGCAAGAGGGUGGCACUGCACUGGCCUCUGUACUUGCAGAUCCUCGAUGUUGUUUAAAAACUUUGGUACUCUCCAAAUGCCAACUUGGGCUAAUUGGCAUCCUUAGGAUACUUGAGGCACUGUCGAGCAAUUGCUAUCUCGAAGAGCUCAACUUGGCCGAAAACAUCCUUCCAGCUGAAUUAGGAUAUAGUUUGCCAUCAGUGAAAGGAAGCCCAAACUCCACGCAGACUAAGCUCAUUCUUCCAAACUCUUUACACAAAGCAUCUGCACAUAAAGAGUUUGAGACUUCUACACAAGAGUUCUGUGCUGCUAACACAGAUUUCAAUCAGAUCGAAGUUGCAGAUAGUGAUGAUGAUACAUUUGGGGUGAAUGUUACUGCUUCUGGAUUGAGCAACGAGCAUAUUAGCUCAUCCCAGGAGAGCCUACUGAAUUCAGAAUCUGAAUACAUUCAGGGGGUUCUGGCUGCUAUUACCAUGGCAAAACAGUUGCAAAUUUUAGACCUCAGUAAAAAUGGUUUCUCCCAGCAUGUUGUGGAGAGUUUGUUUACUGCAUGGUCAAGUUCAAGAGCUGGUUUAGCUCAGAGUCAUAUUCAGGAUAAUGUGAUUCAUCUGUCAGUGGAAGAAAACAAAUGCUGUGGCAUCAGGCCCUGCUGUCAAAAGGUUUGAGCUAUAUAACUGCUGAAAUUGCUGAUUAUAUCAGUCGGCUUCACUGAAGAUUUGAAGUGGACGCAAUCAACAUGGCAUUGACCAUAUUCAACUAUUUGGUGCCUCAACAAUGGCUAUCAGAAAGCCACGUACAUAGAAUCUUUUUCUACUUGUGAUUAUUACCAAAUUUUGAAUUCAUUUAUCUGUG
Molecule: messenger RNA, 4213 nt
Organism: Coffea eugenioides
Lineage: Eukaryota; Viridiplantae; Streptophyta; Magnoliopsida; Gentianales; Rubiaceae
Product: protein TONSOKU-like
Exons: 19
Coding region: 1-4026 (1341 amino acids)
Biological process (GO): meristem structural organization; epigenetic regulation of gene expression; response to DNA damage checkpoint signaling
Cellular component (GO): nucleus
Molecular function (GO): protein binding
Source: RefSeq, a predicted model, not a curated record